Henningerozyma blattae CBS 6284 is the source of this 738-nucleotide messenger RNA. RefSeq names its product Mrx3p (gene MRX3). The transcript has a single exon. The coding region runs from base 1 to 738 and encodes 245 amino acids. NCBI's taxonomy places the organism in Eukaryota, Fungi, Ascomycota, Saccharomycetes, Saccharomycetales, Saccharomycetaceae. The record is from RefSeq and is a predicted model, not a curated record.
AUGAGUAUAUUUAAAUUAAUUAAUAGAGGUAUUAUAUUGCCGACAGCUGGGUUUUCAUUAGGUAUUUUAACUUUCAUGAAAGCUUGGCCUGAUGAAGCUGGAUCAAUGACGUUACACGAUUCUUUGGCAGUUACUAAGGAUUCCGAAAAUCUUUUUCAACAAAGAUACGAUAUCCUACAAAAAAUAUCUCACUCCAAAUUCUACCAACGUCUUUUACAUGAUUCAAGUGUAGAACAAGAUUUCCAAAGUAAUCAAAUACCGGAUACUCAUAGACCUUUUCAUGUAGGCCAGGGUCAAUUGUUUGGGCCUGGGAAGUUAGAGAUCGAUCCAGUGAUAUUUUCAGACCCAGUAGAAGGUAAGAUUGUUGUAUUUUAUCAUUUAGGUAAGAGUCUUGGGAAUGAAAAAGGCCAAGUCCAUAAAGGUGUUUUGGCAUUGUUGUUGGAUGAGGCUCUUUGUUAUUGUGGAUUCCCAAGUCUUCCCAAUAAAAGAGGAGUUACAGCAAAGCUGGAAUUAGAUUUUUUAAAGGAUAUCCCCAUUGAUUCUACAAUUAUCUUACGGGCAGAAGUAGUCGAAAAGAAAGGUCGUAAAGUGGUAAUUGAUGGGACUUUAGAGACACUGCCAAGAAAACUACUACUAGUAGGCCUCGAAUCAGAGAGAGGAUCUGUUUUUGCUAAGGCUACAUGUAUACUAGUCGAACCCAAAUGGUUCAAGUAUCUGAGCAAAUUGAAUAUUAUGUAG